UAAUAACAGGAUCAAGGGGAACUCGUAAACCUGGGACAGCAACACCAUUUAGGGUGAGUUUAUACUCAGUUGCCUCUGUAAUGUUAUAGUUUGACUUCCACGUCCGUAGUUUGCACAUAUACACGAUAGCAUGUACCUGCAACUACUGCCGUAGCUAGCUAGCGGCUAACUAGUUACAUGCUAUCAGUCUUCACCAGGGUUGCAGAACAGGAGACACACACCAUGUCAGGGAGUACAAUCAUAAACCAAAAACGUCACAUUGGACUUCAAAAGCUCACCGCCCUUUCAACCCUUGCCCAUUCAUUUCUGGGCCCCGACAAGAGACACAAGUUCAUUCACGACGACGAGAGUGGCGACUCCGUGUUGGUGUGUUCUUGUUUUCGCCUCCUGCAGCACUUAGACCUGAGCUGCUCCGUGAGCCAGCUGGUCAGCGAGACUCUCCGGUCCCACCAGAAGGUCUACCACACUGGGACAGGGUGCCUGCUGUUCCUCGCCGGUGCCUGGGGCAGUGCAGCGCUGGAAUGCCUCCACAGAGACGUGGCCGUUCCACACAUCGUCUCCGCCAUGUCUGAGGGUCUGGAGGUGUGUCUGGACGCCUGUGGGAGAAGCAGUGUGUCCGUAGAGGAUGCUGUGUGUGCCUUAGCUGGGCUGGAGGCACCAGACAGCGUCACGCUAGGCCCGCGAGGUUCAAAGGUCGACCCAUCGCAGACAGCUGCCCUGGCUCCCUCCUCCUCACCGCCAGAACAUCCCAGGACUGGGAUGUUGCUCAACAGGAAACAAAGGAAAAUAAAACUGACUCACAGCAGGCAUUUCUGUUCAGAUGAGCCUGAGAACAGCAUAAGAGUGCCGUUAACCCCUUCACCGGAUCCUAAAGAUGUUGACAUCAGUCAUCUCGCUCCGGGUGUGAGUCAUGGGAGUGAGAUCAUGAAGUUGGUGGUUGAGGCCAGCAGGAUGCAGUCAGAGAACACAGGAAGUGUUGGUUGCCGUGGAGUGUUUGAUGUAAACAAGCUGAUAACGUGUACCCUAUCUGGCUUGUCAGAAGACUGCACGUGUGUUCAGCUUGGCUGUGUCGUCCAGCUAUCUGACGAGCAAGCUUCCCUGGUUCGUGUUCUGCAAAGACAGAGGCUGAAUGUUGCUUUGAUUAACGGAGAUCUCGGUGAAAGCUACCAUCAUCUCGGCUUCACCAAGCCGGCAAACGUCAGACUUGUGUCUCACGAGCUGGACGUAACUGGUCGCGGCAAAGAAGACGAGUGGAUAGACAAAGUUUUGACAAUACUAUUGACAUUAGAUGUGAAUCUGGUGUUAGUCCACGGGGUAGUGAAUGAAAAAAUGUCUCAGCAGUGUACGGAACAUUCCGUCCUCGUAAUCGAGAGGAUGAAGCCGGCCAUUUUGAAAGACUUUGCAGAAACGACAGGAGCCGUCGCUGUCUCUUACGCCACGCAGCUGAGCAGAUACUGCGUGGGCACCGGGGCUCGCGUCAGCACAUGGAGAGACUUCAGUCAAAAUGGUGGCAAAACAUCGAUGGCUGUCAACGUGGCCGCCGACCACACUAAGCUGGUGACAGCCAUCCUCACCAGCCACGUACCUGCCAAGCUGCAGGCCCUGGACGACCAGUUCUGGGGCUGUGCCUAUCGUCUCCACCACGCCCUGGAAGACAGAAAGCUGCUCCCCGGAGCUGGAGAGGUAGAAGUCCACUGCCUCCACCACCUUCACAAGCACAUUGAGGUCCGCAGAGGACAGAGACAAGACAAGGCUACUGAUAACCCAUACAGUGAUACUGUGCUUCAACUCAUGGCAGACGGUUUGAUGGACUUUACAUCUACCGUAAUGGCAAACGGCGGACAGUGCUCCAAAAUGGAGGCAUGGACUGCGAUCCGUAAUCGACUUCAACGUCUGGAUGGAUGUUUGGAAGCUCCUCAGUGCGAUCCCGCUGGGGUAAGACUGGGUUCCUCCCAUGUGCUUGGUGACGGACCAGCAGGGAAGAUCUAUGAUAACUACAGGGUGAAGAUGGAGGCGUGGAGGAGAGCCCUGGAUCUGGUUCUCCUCGUGCUCCUAACAGACACGGAGAUCAUCACAGGCAUGGAGCCUGAACCAGGAGAGGAAAAUAUCAUGACACUUUGAUGUUUGUUUCAAGUACAUCAGGAAACAGUUGUGUGUGUGUGUGCUCACAGUAAAAAAAAUAAAACACUUUUUUAAGUGUUUUAAAACACUACUAUAAGUAUGACUGUUCCUUAUGACUGAUUUUGCAUUUGUUAUCUUUUACUGUUCUUACAGUAUGUUUUCUAAGUGGGACAUGACCACCAGGGGGAGACAAACAAUACCAGACUUAUUCUUGCCAGUGGUUUCUCAUCAGCAACCUUGUAUGCCCAGUGGUUUACCAUGUUCAGGCAUGUAAUUUGACAUACAGACCUCAAUACAAUUCCGUCUCAGUCGCACAAGUUCACAAGCUUAAAGUAUUUGAUCUAUUAGUCAAGGUUACAUGUUGCAAAGAUAAACUGUGAAAAUGUGAUGUUUUCUUUCUACCGAGGAGAUUCAUCAGCGGCGCCUUCCUAACAGGUUAUUUCCUAACGGGGGAUGAAAAGGAAUGGUUACAAGCUCCUGGAGAAAUUGUGUCUAAUGUUCUAGAUCGUUAGCUUCCUUUUUUGUUCUUUACGUUGGUUUCUAAAUCGUGACGUUUGAUAUUGUUAAAGAUCUCUUGCUAGCCAGAGAUGGCCUCAUGACUGUCUCUUUCCUGUUUGACACAAGGAAAGGUUUACAGACAAGGAACUUCUCUAGACAGUUCAUGUUUGUGUCACGUCUGAUUCACAUCCGAAAAGUUCAAACUAUCAACGUUUCUCAUCAGGCCCUUGAAGCUGUAUUUGAAUAUAUAUUUGUCUUUUCUCCAGGAAUUCAUUAAAGUUAAAUGUGAGUUUAUGUUUCCAUCAGCCGUAUCAAAACAAAGGCGCUUCACAGCAAUCACCUAUAUGUCCGUCCUUUGCAUUGGAAAACAGUCUUCAACUUCAACCGAAAUGUCACAGUUGUGGGUGGAGGGGUUGGUUGGCACAUAAAAAUGAGACAGAAAAUGGCACAACUAACUUGUUGACACAUUUGGAAGUUCAGGUUAAGACCUGAAUGAUUUCUGUGUGUCUGCACGGUGGCCCAGCCCACUCCGUGUUCCACCAAACACUCAGAGCCUAAAUUCAUGCCAAACUAAAUUUUGGUGCAGUCUGAGUUCUAUGUCACUCAAUCAUUCACGCCUGCCAGGGUUUUUGUUCUUUUUUCACAUCUUUUGUAUGCUCUGUUAAUCACUGGCUUACAUGAAUGAACGACCAAGUGAUCCUGUCUGUAAACGUUGCCAGUC
Molecule: messenger RNA, 3340 nt
Organism: Hypomesus transpacificus
Lineage: Eukaryota; Metazoa; Chordata; Actinopteri; Osmeriformes; Osmeridae
Gene: bbs12
Product: Bardet-Biedl syndrome 12
Exons: 2
Coding region: 178-2121 (647 amino acids)
Biological process (GO): chaperone-mediated protein complex assembly; photoreceptor cell maintenance
Molecular function (GO): ATP binding
Source: RefSeq, a predicted model, not a curated record